This is a messenger RNA of Drosophila obscura, 3915 nucleotides long. RefSeq names its product alpha-mannosidase 2 (gene alpha-Man-IIa). The transcript is spliced from 5 exons. Gene Ontology annotation, cellular component: Golgi membrane. Gene Ontology annotation, biological process: N-glycan processing; protein deglycosylation; mannose metabolic process. The coding region runs from base 115 to 3432 and encodes 1105 amino acids. Lineage: Eukaryota; Metazoa; Arthropoda; Insecta; Diptera; Drosophilidae. The record is from RefSeq and is a predicted model, not a curated record. Gene Ontology annotation, molecular function: carbohydrate binding; alpha-mannosidase activity.
UCAUUUGUUUAUGUGAAAAAAACCACGCAAGUCGAGGAGUCAAGUUGGACAAUUUUUGCUUCAGUAGGCUUGCUGUCUGACGUGUAAUCAUUUCCAUGAUAAAUUAGGAAAGAAAUGCUGCGCAUACGUCGUCGCUUUGCGCUUUUAAUUUGCUCGGGCAUCCUGCUCGUCUUUCUCAGCCUCUAUGUGAUCCUCAACUUUGCUGCGCCGGCAGCCAGCCAGAAAAAGCCUAAUUAUCCAUCCAUUGAGGACAAGCUGCAGCAGUUGGAGAAUGGCCUGCAAGAGCACGGCGUGGAAAUGCGCCAUCUUCGGGCCCGUCUGGCCAAGGAGGAUGGUGUGAAACUGGAGCGCGAAGCGGUGAAGGUGGUGCCACGCAGCGAGCCAGGGUGCAUGGAUGUGGUGCAGCAGGUGCCUGAGGUGGAUGUGCAGAUGCUGGACCUCUACGACAAGAUGUCCUUUAAGGACAUUGAUGGCGGCGUGUGGAAACAGGGCUGGAACAUCAAGUACGAUCCCUUGAAAUACAACAUGCACCACAAGCUGAAGGUGUUUGUUGUGCCGCACUCGCACAACGAUCCUGGCUGGCUGGAGACGUUCGAGGAGUACUAUCAGCACGACACCAAGCACAUUCUGUCCAAUGCGCUGCGGCACCUCCACGCGAAUCCCGACAUGAAGUUCAUUUGGGCAGAGAUCUCGUACUUUGCGCGCUUCUAUCAGGAUCUGGGGGAGAACAAAAAGCUACAGAUGAAAGCAAUCGUGAAGUCCGGACAGCUGGAGUUUGUCACCGGCGGCUGGGUGAUGCCCGACGAAGCCAACACGCACUGGCGGAAUGUGCUGCUGCAGCUAACCGAGGGACAGACCUGGCUCAAGCAAAAUUUCAAUGUAACACCCACCGCCUCCUGGGCCAUCGAUCCCUUUGGCCACAGCCCAACUAUGCCGUACAUCCUGCAGAAAAGUGGAUUCAAGAAUCUCCUUAUCCAGAGAACCCACUAUUCGGUGAAGAAGGAGCUGGCACAGCAGCGCCAGCUGGAGUUCCUUUGGCGCCAGAUAUGGGACACAACCGGCGACACAGCUCUCUUCACGCACAUGAUGCCCUUCUACUCGUACGACAUUCCCCACACAUGUGGGCCAGAUCCCAAGGUGUGCUGCCAGUUCGAUUUCAAGCGAACGGGAGCCUUCGGAAUGAGCUGUCCGUGGCGCAUAUCUCCUAAGGCCAUCGAUGAUAACAAUGUGGCUGCCCGCUCGGAGCUCUUGGUGGAUCAGUGGAAGAAAAAGGCCGAGCUGUACCGCAACAAUGUGCUGCUGGUGCCCUUGGGGGACGACUUCCGCUUCAAGCAGAACACCGAGUGGGAUGUGCAGCGUGUCAAUUACGAUAGGCUCUUCGAGCACAUCAACAGCCAGCCACACUUCAAUGUCCAGGCGCAGUUUGGCACACUCGAAGAGUACUUUAACGCAGUGCACCAGCAGCCGCAGGCCUUCCCCUCGCUCAGCGGCGACUUUUUCACCUAUGCAGACCGAGCGGACAACUACUGGAGUGGCUACUAUACGUCGCGGCCCUACCACAAGCGCAUGGAUCGAGUGCUGAUGCACUAUGUGCGUUCGGCGGAAAUGCUCUCUGCCUGGAACGUGUGGCCCAACAGUACAGACUUUGAUCGAGUGCUGGCAAAUGCACGUCGACAGCUGUCGCUGUUCCAACAUCACGACGGCAUCACCGGCACCGCCAAGAACCAUGUCGUGUUGGAUUACGAAAAGCGUAUGGUGAAGGCGCUGAAGGGCUGCCAGUCUGUGAUGCAGCAAUCGAUCUACCGCCUGCUCACCAAACCCUCCAUCUACAGUCCCGACUAUAACUUUGUUUACUUUAUGCUGGACGACUCCCGCCUGCCGGGAUCCGGCGUGGAGGACCUACGCACCACUAUCAUUCUCGGCGAUCAGCUGCCGACCAAGCAUGUGGUGAUGCACAACACUCUGCCCCACUGGCGAGAGCAAUUGGUGGACUUUUUCGUCUCGAGUCCAUUCGUCAGCGUCACCGACGCCACCAACAAUCCAGUUGAGGCUCAAGUGACGCCCGUCUGGACCUGGCAUCACGACACGGUCACGAAAACCACUCACCCACAAGGCUCCACCACCAAGUAUCGCAUCAUCUUCAAGGCUCGCGUCCCGCCCAUGGGACUGUCCACUUAUGUGCUGACAGUUUCCGACAACAAGCCAGAACACACUUCCUAUGCCUCGAAUUUGCUGCUGCGCACCAAUCCACAGACCGUUCGUCUGGGCCAAUAUCCGCAGGAUGUUAAAUUCGGCGAGCAUCGAGAGAUCUCGUUGCGUGUGGGCCAGGGACCCACGCUGGCCUUCUCCGAGCAGGGCCUCCUGAAGUCCAUUCAGCUAACGCCUGACAGUUCGCAUGUGCCUGUCCAUCUAAAGUUCCUCACGUACGGCACUCGCCAGCACGGAGAUCGCUCUGGGGCCUACCUCUUCCUGCCCAAUGGUCCGGCUUCGCCCUACCCCAGCAGCAAUCCCGUGGUGCUGGUCACCGAAGGGAAGCUGGAGUCAACAGUGAGUGUGGGUCUGACCAGUGUCAUACAUCAGACGAUUAUGCGUGGCGGGGCACCAGAGAUACGCAAUCUCGUGGACAUCGGUGUGAUGGACAACACGGAGAUCGUGAUGCGCCUGCAGACGCACAUCGACAGCGGGAACAUAUUCUACACGGAUCUGAAUGGACUGCAGCACAUCAAGCGGCGGCGCUUGUGGAAGCUGCCACUGCAGGCGAACUACUAUCCGGUGCCAUCGGCCAUGUUCAUCGAAGAUGGCAGCAUGCGACUGACUCUGCUCACAGGACAACCGCUGGGCGGCUCCUCGCUCGCCUCUGGAGAAAUGGAAAUCAUGCAGGAUCGCCGCCUGGCCAGGGACGACGAACGCGGUCUGGGUCAGGGCGUACUGGACAACAAACCGGUGCUGCAUAUCUAUCGUCUGGUGCUGGAGGAUAUUAGUGGCUGUGGUCGGCCCUCGGAGGUUCAUCCAGCGGGAUACUUGACCAGCGUUGCCCACAAGGCAUCGCAGUCGCUGUUGGACCCCCUGGACAAGUUCAUCUACAUGGAGAAUGAGUGGACCGGUGCUCAGGGUCAGUUCGGCAGCAAUCAUAUCUCGGCCAAUGAGGACCUGGACGUGACCGUGAUGCGGCGUCUCACCAAGAACACGGCGAAGACGCAGCGGGUGGGCUACGUGCUGCAUCGCACGAACCUAAUGCAGUGCGGCGGUGAAGAGCAGCAGACGGAAAAGUUUGAUGUGUGCCACCUAAUGCCGCACACAGCCCGCUGCGAGCGCACAACGCUCACCUUCCUACAGAUCCUGGAACACUUUGAGCCGGUGAUGAUGGCGCCACCUUUGUGUCCCAUGGAGACGGAGGCCUAUGUUACCAGCCACAGCUCAACAUCGAGCUGAUCUGCCCGGAUCAGGACCGGGGAGCCAGAAUUUGAUAGGGAAAUACACAGGAACAAAGUACAGCAACACAUGAAUCUCUGACGCAACACGCAAUCUCAGCUACGUCGAACACUUAAACAGCACUGUCCGCACCAGAAAGACCUUGCGCAUUCCUUUUAAUGUGCAUAAUUUAUUUAUUCAUGCUUCCAUCGGGGAUUUUGGAAACAUUUGACACACUGACUUCACAGCAGGGUUCGCCCCCCGUGUAAUUUUAUAAUUUUUUGUUUUUUAUUUUAUGUAGUCUUCUAUGUUUUGUGAUAUUCCUAGAAUCCUCCCUGUCCUUGCUAUUCUUGAAUGUAUGUAUGUCUUAAUCGGAAGAGAUGUAACUAUAACUAUUAUGUAGGAUUAGUGAUAAUGAGGAAACUAAUGCAAUUGCACGGCAAAUCGAAGGCCUAUCUGCGAAUUUUGAAUACCAAUUUGAAUAAAUUGAGUCUCAUUUGUGUA